This is a messenger RNA of Amphibalanus amphitrite, 1601 nucleotides long. RefSeq lists its product as uncharacterized. Lineage: Eukaryota; Metazoa; Arthropoda; Thecostraca; Balanomorpha; Balanidae. The transcript is spliced from 2 exons. The record is from RefSeq and is a predicted model, not a curated record. The coding region runs from base 795 to 1451 and encodes 218 amino acids.
AAAUAUGACAUAGCACUUUAUGGGAUAAUUAUGCAUGUUAUGUAUUUAAGCAUAAGGGAAAAUUUAUUUGGAAGUAAAAGCAACGAAACUCUGUAAUAGUGAUGGAAACAGACAACAGUGCAUUGUCCAUUUAAUUAAGUCGUCCAAAGACAUUGCACAUCCAUCACAUUGUGCUUGAAACUGAUUUGUGUGUAAAAGGCGAGCCGCGGGAACACCGAGAAAGUCGCCGGGCCGAUAAAUUCCUCUGCCACUGUCAAAAGUGUCCAUUAUAAGAUGUAGCUAUACGGUUUCAUCACGUGUCUUUCAGGAUCUGAGAAUGUUUUCGAGCAUGGACAGCUGAAGAGUUUGCUGAGCUCCGUUGACUCCGUUAAUUGAAUCACAUGUCUAUGAGCGUUUUAUUGCCGUGACCAUCCGUGACCAGCUGUGACCACAAAACCGCUGUGACCUUGUACCUUUGUAAUGACAUGCGCGUUAGCUGAUCCAGUAGUCAUCGCCCUCUAGUAACGGCUGUACGCUUGAACAUUUUACACGACCUUGAGCUGAGAUGACGUCCAUUACAUAUAAUACCAAGAUGAGGUUUCUAUUCGCGUUUUGACGUUCAACCAACAGGCUGAUAUACUAGACUAGAAUAGAAAGAACACAAAGACGGUAAUGAAACUUGACAGCUCGAUAUGGAACUUGACGAUCAGAAGCCUAGGGCGCGAUCCAUCCAAGCAAGUUCAGAUGCCUCGGUGCUCAUAAGAUAACGCAGCCGACAAAUAUUGACCUGCAGUAGCGCCGAGAGGCGGCCCGCCAUGUCCGCACCCGGCCGGCGGCGGCGGCGGCACCGGCUGGCCGAGGGGCGCGCCGCGCUCAGCUGCGGCGAGCACGACCAGUUCGUCAGCGGCCUGCUGUGCCGCAGCGGCGUCACCUGGGCCACGCCGGGCUGCGCGCGGCCGGCCGGCGGCGCCAGCCGCGCGCUGGGCCUGGCGCCGGUCAGCGCCGGCCUGUCGGCGGCCACGGCGGCCGCGCUGCUGGUACUACUGGCCGUGCUGGUCGGCUGGGCGCGCCGCUGCGCCAUGCUGCGCCGGCUGGGCCGCACGCCCGACCUGGACGCCGCCGACGCCGCCGACCCGGAGCGGCCGCUGCGAUCCUCGCUCAGACAGCGCCGCAAACGGCGCCGCGUCCAGCGCCUGCUGCGCCUGCGCCGGCACCAUGUGCGCUUCAACGAGUCUGUCGACGUCAACGUGUUCACUGGCCUGUCGGGCACGACGCUGACGUCGACGUCGGAGGGCGCGCCGUCGCCGGGGGGAGGCGUGCGCGGCCGGCACGGCUCGCUGUUCGUGUCCGGCCUCGGCGCCGCCCACACCUCGGACGACGACAACGACGAGGCCGAUGAGAUGUCCGAGCCGGAGUUCGAUGGCGAGCCGUUCGGGGGCGCCGCCGCUGAGGAGGAGGACAAGGACAAGUAGCGCAGCCCGGCGGCACCAGUCGGUGCCCGAGCGCCGGCCGCCGGCAGAUAUACAAAGCAUCAAGCGGGCUUCGUGUAGGAUUUGAGUUGAACGGGUCGGAUUUGAAUGUUCAAUGUUUGUUACCUCCAAAAAAAAAAAAAAACAGUCAGC